Molecule: messenger RNA, 678 nt
Organism: Mizuhopecten yessoensis (Yesso scallop)
Lineage: Eukaryota; Metazoa; Mollusca; Bivalvia; Pectinida; Pectinidae
Product: splicing factor U2af large subunit B-like
Exons: 1
Coding region: 1-678 (225 amino acids)
Cellular component (GO): cytosol; plasma membrane
Molecular function (GO): lipid binding
Source: RefSeq, a predicted model, not a curated record
AUGACCCAUCGGGAUAGAGAUAGAAUCAUGUCACAUCGGGAUAGAGAAAGAACCAUGUCCCAUCGUAAUAGAGAAAGAGCCAUGUGCCAUCGGGAUAGAGAACGAAUCAUGUCCCAUCGGGAUAGAGAAAGAGCCAUGUCCCAUCGUAAUAGAGAAAGAGCCAUGUCCCAUCGGGAUAGAGAACGAAUCAUGUCCCAUCGGGAUAGAGAAAGAGCCAUGUCCCAUCGGGAUAGAGAAAGAAUCAUGUCCCAUCGGGAUAGAGAACGAACCAUGACCCAUCGGGAUAGAGAAAGAACCAUGUCCCCUUGGGAUAGGGAAAGAACCAUGUCCCAUCGGGAUAGAGAAAGAAUCAUGUCCCAUCGGGAUAGAGAGAGAACCAUGUCCCAUCGGGAUAGAGAAAGAAUCAUGUCCCAUCGCGAUAGAGAAAGAACCAUGUCCCAUCGGGAUAGGGAAAGAAACAUGUCCCAUCGGGAUAGAGAACGAAUCAUGUCCCAUCGGGAUAGAGAAAGAGCCAUGUCCCAUCGGGAUAGAGAAAGAACCAUGUCCCAUCGGGAUAGAGAAAGAAUCAUGUCCCAUCGGGAUAGAGAAAAAACCAUGUCCCAUCGGGAUAGGGACAUGUAUAAACAUGAUUGUGUAUCACCAUAUCGUCAGUACUGCGAUCCUGCAGCAAUGACAUGA